CCCGCGCAGUCAGAUUCAGAUAGUGUGUGUGUCUCGAUGGAUUACAAUUUGGCAGCGGUGAAAGUGGUGUGCUCGCAACUGAAGGAGGCGCGGCAGACGGCGUCGCCGAAGCGAAUGACGCUUGGCGGCAUCCUUUUCCAGCGCGUGUGGCUCCAAGGCGUCCUUGUUUGGGCCUCCGCCGACUCUCAGAAAUUCAUCCUCGACGACGGCACCGGCCUCCUCCACCUCCACCUCUCCCCCUCUCCUGACUUCCUUCUCCGCCCUUGGAAAAUCGGAAUGUAUGUGAUGGUUGUUGGUGGCUACGUCAUCCGUACGGAUGAACCCCCUGUCAUCAAGGUUCACAAGAUUGUAGAUCUUUCAGAGUUUCCAGACCGGGAGGCAAUGUGGUAUCUGGAAGUUAUGGAGGCAUACAAACUCUUCUAUGAGUCUCUCAUUGAGGAAUUUAUAUGAUAGUGUGCAUACCGUUUAAUUGACAAAACCUGAAACUCAAUUUUGCCUGUUUGAUGUGCACCCCCGAAAAGGUUUUGGCCAUUGAUUUCUGGCUGAAGGAUUGUCAUAGUUGCUUUCAGAGCAUUUAUAAUACCUCAAACCCAGUUUUAAAGGGGCUCCAAAUGGCUACACAAGGCCUCUAAUUGUUACAUUGAGAAAAUUCCACAUGUAGCUUAAUUCUAUGAUUCUAUCCUUUUAGAUUUUUGUUAUCUUCAUCAGAAUCAGAUUCAUCAGCAACAGAUUCUUGAUACAUCUAACAGAGAAGCUGUACCAGCCUGGGCAGAGCCAUCAAAUUGUUGUAUCUACGGUGUCUGCGGUGUGGCGUGGCUCAAGUUCGCUGAAUUUGGUUCAUUUACUCUAGGAGGGGGUAAGGGGCAAGGAGGGUGGUAAGUUGUGGCAUGUAUAACAUCCUGCUUUGGAGCUUUGCCUAGCCAAGUACUAAAGCAUUUUUGGUCCCUUUAUUCCACCACAACCCUACAUAAAUGUUGGCAGGUUACUGAAAGUUGCUCUAAGCCAAUUCGGAUAGUCAACUGAUCAUAGUCGGAUUAGCCGUCUUGGAAACGGGAGUCCUUUUGAUUCUUUUUGGUUCCAGUCGCGUAUUGUGCUGUUGCAACAGCUGAUGUUUUCCUUUUUGUUCGGAUCUUAUUCUUCUGCUUGCUUUGGUUAUGACUUUCUUAAGUAGACAGAUUUCGCAGUGGGUCUUUGUAUUGACAGUUACAAACUAAAUUCAGUUUUUGCAAAUGUGUUUGAUUUGAAGCAAACUACAUUUGGAGGCUAUUUGAAGCAU
Morus notabilis is the source of this 1276-nucleotide messenger RNA. RefSeq names its product recQ-mediated genome instability protein 2. Gene Ontology annotation, cellular component: cytosol; nuclear speck. The record is from RefSeq and is a predicted model, not a curated record. Lineage: Eukaryota; Viridiplantae; Streptophyta; Magnoliopsida; Rosales; Moraceae. Gene Ontology annotation, biological process: regulation of sister chromatid segregation; negative regulation of double-strand break repair via homologous recombination; maintenance of rDNA. Bases 37 to 450 code for a protein of 137 amino acids. The transcript has 3 exons.